Molecule: messenger RNA, 1579 nt
Organism: Monodelphis domestica (gray short-tailed opossum)
Lineage: Eukaryota; Metazoa; Chordata; Mammalia; Didelphimorphia; Didelphidae
Product: L-lactate dehydrogenase A chain-like
Biological process (GO): pyruvate metabolic process; lactate metabolic process
Cellular component (GO): cytoplasm
Molecular function (GO): L-lactate dehydrogenase (NAD+) activity
Source: RefSeq, a predicted model, not a curated record
CGGUGACCGAGGCACACUGGCACGCGGUGCUUCUCCCUUUAGAGGUUUCGAACUUAAGCCCGGGAACCGAAGUACUGCCAAGCAGUGUGCUACCAGACACCGCAGGGUACUUGUUGCGUAGGGGCAGGCAGGAUUGGGAGGGAGGCCGACCCCUGUCGUGCGUCUGCUGGAGUAGGUGGCGCGGGGCUCCGGGUGCUGGGCGCGGGGCAGUAACGGUUGCUCUUCGAAGUUCUUCAGAAUCCGGUUGGUCUGUUUAACCCGCCCGCCGGAGGUGUGUGGUGAGAAGCAGGUUUCGCGGGUCUACAGCCUACCAACCCGAGUUCAGGAAGAGAAAUCUCGAGGAUUUUCAAAAUGUCUGUCAAAAAAAUGCUCAUUGAGAAUCUUCUUCAAGAAGAGCCUUGUGCUCAAAAUAAGAUCACCAUUAUUGGGUGUGGUGCAGUUGGCAUGGCAUGUGCCAUCAGUAUCUUAAUCAAGGGCUUAACUGAUGAACUCGCUCUUAUUGAUGUCAUGGAAGACAAACUGAAAGGAGAAAUGAUGGAUCUCCAACAUGGCAGCCUUUUUCUUAGUACUCCAAAGAUUACCUCUAGCAAAGACUCCAAAAUAUCAGCCAACUCCCAGAUAGUAGUUGUCACUGCAGGUGCACGCCAACAGGAGGGAGAAAGUCGCCUGAACUUGGUCCAGCGUAAUGUGGACAUCCUGAAAGCAAUUAUUCCUGAUGUCAUAAAGCACAGUCCUGACUGCAAACUGCUUGUUGUUUCUAAUCCAGUUGACAUUCUGACAUAUGUUGCCUGGAAACUGAGUGGCUUACCCAAACACCGUAUUAUUGGCAGUGGGACUAAUCUGGACUCUGCCCGUUUCCGUUUCCUAAUUGGAAAUAAGUUGGAUGUCAAUCCAACAAGCUGUCAUGGUUGGAUCAUUGGGGAACAUGGCGAUUCUAGUGUUGCUGUGUGGAGUGGAGUGAAUGUUGCUGGUAUUCCCUUGAAGAAUCUAAAUCCCAGUUUAGGAACUGAUGAAGACAAGGAUCAAUGGAAAGUUAUUCAUAAACAGGUGGUUGACAGUGCUUAUGAGGUUAUCAAGCUGAAGGGUUAUACUUCAUGGGCUAUUGGCCUGUCUGUGGCUGACUUAGUAAGAACUAUUAUGAUGAAUCUUAGAAGAGUGCAUCCAGUUUCCACCAUGAUCAAGGGCCUCUAUGGAAUAACUGAAGAAGUCUUCCUUAGUGUCCCUUGUAUCUUGGGGCACAGUGGGGUGACAGAUCUAGUGAAGCUGACUCUGAAUCCUGAGGAGGAGGAACAUUUAAAGAAGAGUGCACAUACCCUCUGGGAUGUCCAGAAAGACCUGAAAUUCUAAAGCUUUGUAAUGUGCCCCCAGCAGACAGUAUGAAAAGAGUUAAAGGAUUGUGUAUGAUGUGCUAUUCAGAUAGAUUAAAUAUUUCAUAUGAUCUGUGGUUAAGCACCAAGAGUAAAAUAGAAUUGUCAAACCAUAAGCAAAUUAUUAUCUCUUCAUGUCAGAAAUGGAAAAUGGUCAAAAAGACUCCUGUUUUUUCCCCCUCCGAUUUGAUAAAACCUGUUUUGUGUAUCGA